UAUCCUUCACUUCAAAACCCUCUCUUCAUUCUACCUCAAAACCUUAUCUGUUUAGAAACGGAGAGAGCAACCAUGUCUACUACAGCCUCUUCCUUAGCUCUCCAAUCUCUCACACCCAAAACCCUUUCUCUCUACAAUCCAAAACCCACUUUGGUCUCUCUCUUCUCUAUCACUCCCUCUACUCUCAGGCUUCACUGCAAGCCCAUUUCCAUUUCUGCUUCUCUUUCAGGGUUUCGGACCCUUUCGUCUCGGUUUGUCAGAAACGUUGCCGUUUCUUCUGAGUUUGACCAAGAAGAGGACCUCUUGAGCGAUGAAGACGUGCCUGGCUUCGCACCUGACCUCAAACUCUUCGUGGGUAAUCUCCCUUUCACUGUGGACAGUGCUCAGCUCGCUGGUUUGUUCGAAAGCGCUGGAAAUGUUGAAAUGGUCGAGGUGAUUUAUGACAAGACAACUGGAAGAAGCAGAGGAUUUGGAUUUGUGACCAUGUCUUCGGUUGAGGAAGUUGAAGCUGCUGCUCAACAGUUCAAUGGCUAUGAAUUUGAGGGAAGGGCACUAAGGGUGAAUGCUGGACCUCCUCCACCUAGGAGGGAGGAUUCCUCUUUUAGAGGUGAUUCUUCUUUUAGAGGUAACAGAGGUGGGGGAAGUUUUGGUUCUGCCAAUCGUGUUCAUGUGGGUAACCUUGCAUGGGGCGUUGAUGAUUUAGCACUUGAGAAUUUGUUUAGCGAGCAAGGAAAGGUUAUGGAAGCAAGGGUGGUUUAUGACAGGGAGAGUGGUAGAUCAAGAGGUUUUGGUUUUGUAACCUACGGUUCUGCUGAAGAGGUCAACAGUGCUAUUGAAUACUUGAAUGGUGUUGACUUGAAAGGCAGACCACUACGAGUCAGUCAGGCAGACGCUAAGCCCCCAAGGCGUCAAUUUUGAGUUUUGACUCAUUCGAAUGUCCUUGACCAUCAAAAGACAUGGGGGACUUGAAGUUGUGCAAGCUGGAACCUACUGCUGUCCAUCAAGAAUGUACAGAAAAUGGUCCUCGCACUACUGUAGUUUCUGGGCCUACAGAUGGACGAGCUGAUAAAUGUGUUUUUUGAAAGAUGAUUAUGUAUGUUCUGAGUAUCAUAAUCCUGAUAAGAAACUGAUAUGUUGCCUAUCUGUUUGACUUUUGGCUGAUCCAGUACAUGGGUAUUUUAAUUGUUUGUCUUUCCCAAAUAUGUUUUAGAUGAUUUUGUAAUUGUAGGAUGAAUGAAAGAAAUGAAUUUGAUAAUUUCUUGGAUGA
Messenger RNA from Quercus robur (English oak), 1267 nucleotides. Its product is annotated as 29 kDa ribonucleoprotein A, chloroplastic-like. Lineage: Eukaryota; Viridiplantae; Streptophyta; Magnoliopsida; Fagales; Fagaceae. Gene Ontology annotation, cellular component: cytosol. The record is from RefSeq and is a predicted model, not a curated record. The transcript has 5 exons. Gene Ontology annotation, molecular function: mRNA binding. The coding region runs from base 73 to 918 and encodes 281 amino acids.